This is a messenger RNA of Solanum dulcamara, 2218 nucleotides long. Its product is annotated as lysM domain receptor-like kinase 3. Gene Ontology annotation, biological process: innate immune response; protein phosphorylation. The record is from RefSeq and is a predicted model, not a curated record. The coding region runs from base 275 to 1984 and encodes 569 amino acids. The transcript is spliced from 12 exons. NCBI's taxonomy places the organism in Eukaryota, Viridiplantae, Streptophyta, Magnoliopsida, Solanales, Solanaceae. Gene Ontology annotation, molecular function: transmembrane receptor protein kinase activity; ATP binding.
UUGAUGGUAAACUUCACCUCCCCAUUCCAACGAAAAAUUUUAAGAUGGGUGAGGCACAACCUAACAAUAAUUGUGUGAGAGUCCAUUUGCAUAUUUUUACCUGCCCAGCCUCUCUUCUUUUUCAUAUUCUUCAUCGUAAAAUUUUUCGUUGACAACUAGUCAACCUCUAACUUUUCGUUAUCCACUUCGUCCUAGCCUAAUAACUCCCACAUAGUGUUAUGUUUCCCCUUUGAUAUUUGAUUUUGGAAGUUGAAAAUUAAAACAAGAGGGAGGAAUGUAUAUUUUCCCAAGGAUAAGGACAGUCGUAUUAGUGAUGUUCUUAUUUUCAGUUGAUUAUGCUGAUUCCAGGUGCACAGAGGGCUGUGCCUUAGCUUUAGCUUCAUAUAAUGCUGAGAUACCUGAUCCGAACCUUAGUUUCAUAACCGAGCUCUUCUCAAACAUAUCUAUCCCUGAAAUCCUUCGCCAUAACCCUGAUCGCAAGCUUGAAGGCGAAUACCGGAUUAACGUACCCUUCUCCUGUGACUGCCUUAAUAAUGGCGACUACUUGGGCCAUGUCUUUACAUACCCUGUUUACUCUGAGUGCAGUUAUGAUUCUGUAGCGUCCGACUAUGCCAAUUUGGUAACUGGAGAGUGGUUGAUGAGGGUUAACAAUUACCCGGAAAUGACAACCUUGAACGUCAUAGUGAAUUGCUCCUGUGGGAACGAACUUGUGUCCAGGGAUUAUAGUUUGUUCCUCACGUAUCCAAUGUUUCCAGGGGAAAAUUUGACGUCAAUCGCCAAAGCGACAAAAACAACUUCCCAAUUGAUCCAAAUGUACAAUCCAGGCGUGAAUUUCAGUGCUGGCACUGGCCUGCUCUACAUUCCAGCCAGGGAUAAACUUGGGAACUAUCCACCUAUGCCAACCAGCAAAGGCUCAUCAGGUAAAUCAUUUGCUGGAGUGGCAGUAGCAUCACUAGUUGUACUAGCUGGAGUUACAUUACUCAUAUGCAUCAUUUACGUGGGAUUUUAUAGAAAGAAGGUACAAAAGGCUAUGCCACACAUCUCAGCAUCUGCUGAUCAAUCGCAACUAUCUGGUCAGGGCCUUUUGGGCAUAGCUGUGGACAAAUCUGCGGAGUUCUCAUACAAAGAACUUGCUGAAUCGACUAAUGGCUUUUGCAUUUCUAAUAAGAUUGGAGAAGGUGGCUUUGGAACUGUUUAUUACGCUGAGCUGAGAGGAAAGGCAACAGCAAUAAAGCAAAUGAAUAAGCAAGCAAAAACUGAAUUUCUUGCUGAACUGAAAAUUUUGACGCGUGUUCAUCACCUGAACCUGGUGUGCUUGAUAGGAUAUUGUGUUGACAGGUAUCUCUUCCUUGUAUAUGAGUUCAUUGACAAUGGUAAUCUAAGCCAACAUCUACGUGGGAGGGACACGCUACCAUGGUCAACGAGGGUGCAAAUUGCACUAGAUUCUGCCAGAGGUCUCGAAUAUAUACAUGAACACACAGUUCCUGUCUAUAUCCAUCGUGAUAUUAAAUCAGCAAAUAUCCUGAUAGACAAAAACUUCCAUGCAAAGGUUGGAGAUUUUGGCUUAACGAAACUGGUUGAAAAUGGAAAUUCAACUAUACCUACACGUUUUAUGGGCACAUUUGGGUAUAUGCCACCUGAGUAUGGUCAUUCAGGAAUUAUCUCACCUAAAAUAGAUGUCUAUGCUUUUGGCGUUGUCCUGUAUGAAUUAAUUUCGUCCAAGGAAGCGGUAGUCAAGGAAGAUGGUGUAGAUGAAGCAAGAAGCCUUGUGGCUUUGUUUGGAGAAGCUCAUAAUCACCCAAAUCCAAUUGAAGGCAUUUCCAGAUUAAUAGACCCGAAACUAGAGGAUAACUACCCCUUUGAUUCAGUCCACAAGAUGGUACAGAUUGCUAAAGCUUGUACAGAGAAAGAUCAUGCAAUGCGGCCGACUAUGAGAUCAGUAGUGGUUGCACUUAUGGCACUCUCAUCAUCAACAGAAGAUUGAUAAUUUGAUGUUCUUGUUUGGUCCUUGAGUGUUUCAUCGAUAAUUUUUUCUUGAAAUCAAGAGCUUAGUUCCAACUUCUGUAAAAUUACUUUUCCUAUUCAGAUCACUUUCCAGUGGGUAUUCAUAAAGAGUCACGGACUCGUUUCAGAAAGUUGUUAACACUACUGAUAUUUUUUUUGAUUUUUGAACUGCUACUCUCAUGGUCAUAACAUGAAGAUAAAGAUCUUCAAGGUA